AUGGAGGCGGCCGCAACGCUUCCGCUGCUGCUGCUGCUCCUCCUGGCGGCGCUCCCGGCUCCGUCGCACGCCUGGGGAGUCGACGGCCAUCUCAUGGGCCGUCUGAGUGGCGCGGCGGCGGCUGCGGUGAAGGACCUGCUGCCGUCCUACGCCGGCAACAACCUGAGCAGCCUCUGCUCCUGGGCCGACGACGUCAAGUUCCGGUACCCGUGGUCGUCGCCGCUCCACUACAUCGACACCCCCGACGGUCUCUGCACCUACAGCUACGACAGGGACUGCAAGGACGAGGACGGCGUCAAGGGCCGGUGCGUCGCGGGCGCCAUCAACAACUACACCUCGCAGCUCCUCACCUACGGAAGAUCUUCUUCCCCUGAAUAUAAUCUGACACAAGCGCUUCUUUUCCUUUCACACUUCAUCGGAGACAUACACCAGCCACUUCAUGUGGGAUUUACCUCUGACAAAGGAGGGAACACCAUCGACGUCCACUGGUACACACGGAAGACUGUUCUACACCAUGUUUGGGACGCCAGCAUCAUCCAGACGGCUGAAGACGACGUCUACGGAGACAGCGUAGCCGGUUAUAUCGACGCCCUGAAGAAAAACAUAACGCAGGGAGAAUGGUCGGAGCAAGUGUCUAGCUGGGAAGCAUGCGGCAAGAACCAGACUGCAUGUCCAGACAUAUAUGCAUCUGAGAGCAUUACUGCAGCAUGCGACUGGGCAUACAAGGGUGUCGAGGAAGACUCAACCUUAGAAGAUCCCUAUUUCUCCAGCAGACUGCCGAUCGUCAACUUGAGGCUAGCGCAAGGCGGCGUCAGAUUAGCCGCCACUUUGAACAGGAUUUUUGGUUAA
Molecule: messenger RNA, 849 nt
Organism: Miscanthus lutarioriparius
Lineage: Eukaryota; Viridiplantae; Streptophyta; Magnoliopsida; Poales; Poaceae
Source: the annotation of a GenBank genome assembly